Molecule: messenger RNA, 3520 nt
Organism: Venturia canescens
Lineage: Eukaryota; Metazoa; Arthropoda; Insecta; Hymenoptera; Ichneumonidae
Gene: AcCoAS
Product: acetyl coenzyme A synthase
Exons: 11
Coding region: 760-2799 (679 amino acids)
Molecular function (GO): acetyl-CoA synthetase activity; AMP binding
Source: RefSeq, a predicted model, not a curated record
UCAGUCGCGCUUCGCCCGCCGGUACCCGGUGAGCUCGAAGUCCUGGAGAUCAUUCGCGCGCCUCCCACUCCAAAUCGUUCGACUUCUCCCACUCCUCCCCUGUCACGCGUUUUCAUCUUUUCACUUUACCCUGCGGCAAACGUUCGAAAACCUCGUAACGAGUGUCGGAAAUUCGAUUCGAAAUUUAGUCGUUCCAACCAAUGUGUACCAAUAUUAUUUAGAAAUUUCAUUUUAUCGAUAAAAAUUUUAUUUUACACGCCGAAUGCCGCAAAUAUAAACGUUUCUCCUCUGAAAUUGCAUCAUUUUUCUCUAAAUUCGUCCAUCAAUUUUCGAGAAGUGUUUAUUUUAAACAUUCUCAUCUAACGAAUGACAAAGAAUAAAUUCGAUGAAUUUAUCUCUUGGCAACAUUAUUUCUGCACACUUUUCGAAAUAAAUUUCUCUCCUGACUCAUUAAUAAUUCCUUUACAUACGAGUCUAAUCUCUAAUGUCAUCUGAGAUCGGUUAUCUGUGUUAUAUAUAUACGGAACGUAACGUGUGAAAACGCGUUGGGUCGCGCACCCCCAAUUCGUGUAUCGCAGGCACACGAUACGUGAUAGGUCCUGUCCCUGUAGAAUCGAACCCUCUCUAGCAAAUCACACGUGUUUUGCUAACGGAAUACAAGGGGAGAAUUAAGUAGCCCUGGUUGUAAAUUAUUUCGAGUGAGUGUCGAAAAAGUGUCUAUCUAUAAAAUCGAGUGAACUUUUACAAGGGUGUAAAAAGAUGGCCGACAGGAUAUACCGCCCCGAUGCAGAAUUCGCGAGGACAUCGCAUUGCGGAAGUAUGGAAAAGUACAAGCAAAUGCAUGAAAGGUCGUUGAAAAAACCCGAACAAUUUUGGGCCGAAAUAGCGAAACAAUUUUACUGGGAAACGCAAACGUCGGAGGACAAGUUCUUCUCAUACAAUUUCGAUCUCAACGAGGGUGACGUAUUCAUCAAAUGGAUGGAAGGUGCCUCAACGAAUUUGAGCUUCAAUCUUCUCGACAAAAAUGUCAAGUGUGGACAUGGCGAUAAAAUAGCAUUUUACUGGGAAGGCAACGACCCGGACGACUAUUCGAGACUGACGUACAGAAAGCUCCUCGAGGAAGUAUGCAGAUUCGCGAACGUUCUAAAAUCGAAGGGUGUGGCGAAGGGGGACCGAGUCGCGAUUUACAUGCCGAUGAUACUCGAACUGCCGAUCGCGAUGCUCGCCUGCACGAGGAUCGGUGCUGUCCACAGCGUUGUGUUCGCAGGAUACUCCUCGGAUUCCCUGGCCGAAAGGAUGUUGGAUUCGAAAUCAAAAGUCCUGAUAACGGCGGACGGGGUGUGGCGCGGGGAGAAGCUUCUAAACCUGAAAGCAAUUUGCGACGAUGCGAUGAACAAAGUGGCUUCUCAAGGCCAUCAGAUCGAGAGCUGUGUCGUCGUUUCGCAUUUGCGUCGACUCAACAAUCCCCAGGGAAAGGAAACUGCCAAGGGAAAGGCGAACGGCACGAGCAACGGCGACAAUAACGAAGUUAGAAAUUCCUGGGACGAAGACCGAGACGUGUGGUGGCACGAAGAGAUGGAAGAUGCAGAGGCGAGCUGUUAUCCAGUCUGGAUGGACGCGGAAGAUCCUCUUUUCAUUCUAUACACAAGUGGGUCAACCGGAAAACCCAAAGGUGUUCUUCACACGACGGCCGGCUACUUGAUAUACGCAGCAACGACCUUCAAAUACGUUUUUGAUUAUCGGCCCGGUGACGUGUAUUGGUGCACUGCUGAUAUUGGAUGGAUCACGGGACACACUUACGUCGUUUAUGGGCCUUUGGCAAACGCGGCUACAUCCGUUAUCUUCGAAGGCACGCCGUUUUAUCCUACCAACGACAGAUACUGGUCGGUUAUUGACAAGUACAAGGUCUCCCAAUUCUAUACAGCUCCUACGGCGAUUCGAUCGCUCAUGAAAUUCGGCGAUGAUUUGGUCAAGAAACACAAUCUCAGUACGCUCAAGGUUCUAGGCUCAGUCGGCGAACCAAUAAAUUCCGAGGCCUGGUUAUGGUUCUACAAUUUGGUAGGUCACGAAAAGUGCAGCAUAGUCGAUACGUUUUGGCAAACGGAAACCGGUGGCCACGUUAUUACCCCACUUCCAGGAGCGACGCCAAUGAAGCCUGGAUCAGCGUCGUUUCCGUUCUUUGGAGUGCAACCGGAAUUAUUGGACGAGGACGGACGCGUGAUCGAGGGCGAAGGCGAAGGUUAUCUCGUUUUUCGACGACCUUGGCCAGGAAUGAUGAGGACUUUGUACAACAACCAUGAACGUUUCCAGAAUACUUAUUUCGACAGAUUUCAUGGUUUUUAUUGCACUGGAGAUGGAGCGAGGCGCGACGCUGACGGAUAUCUCUGGGUGACCGGAAGGAUUGACGACAUGUUAAACGUAUCGGGGCAUCUGAUGUCAACAGCGGAAGUGGAGAGUGUUUUGGCGGAGCAUUCGUCGGUCGCGGAGGCCGCUGUCGUCAGCAAGCCUCAUCCGGUCAAGGGUCAAUGUCUCUAUUGUUUCGUAACACCGAACGAGGGAAAAAUUUUCGACAAGAAAUUGCAGGACGAGUUGAAGAUAAAAGUGCGAGAAAAAAUCGGGCCAUUCGCUCAACCGGACAUAGUCCAGCACGCUCCAGGUUUGCCGAAAACACGUUCAGGAAAAAUAAUGCGAAGAAUAUUAAGAAAAAUAGCAGUAGGCGACAAGAACGUCGGGGACACGUCAACGUUGGCGGACGAGACGAUCGUAGACGUGCUUUUCCAACUGAGGCCGCAAGUUUAACGCGCAUUAUAAGAUCCAAUUCCUAUAGAGGCAAAGGGAAGGAGAGACGAAAUGAAACAUCGAAUAGGCGGGAGAGAAAGCUCGAUGGAAGUUCGUUAGUUCCAUUUUAAAAUCAUUUUAUUCGCAUAAAACGAUAGCUGCUAAAGAAAUUGCCGAAAAAUGAAAGUAAUUAAUGUUAACGCGAAUUAAUGAAUAUAUUUAAAAAUAUAUAUACGAGAGAAAGAUAAAUAGUUUAAAAGAGAAAUGGAAAUUAUAUAGGAAAUGGGGAGGGAAGAGCAUUGGGAGUGGACCUGCACGAUAAACGUCCAAAUAAAAUAAUAUUUAAGCCAGUUGCAAUAUACACUGAAAACGUAACACCUGCAACAUAUAACUGCACUAACGCACCUUAUUUAUUAAAUUGCUAUGAAAAGCAAAACGAAAAAUGUGGGAAAUCCAAUAACAGACGCCCCCGAUCUCGAGAUUUCUUUUAGAAAAAGUUUCUCAAAGAACUAAGGGGGGGGGGGGGCGCGUUGCAUACAUAUCAUUCCCUGAGGAACAAAAAACUAAUUUAUAGGUGUGAUAACUGUUGAAAAAGUUGUGAGAGCAUAAUAUAUAUAUAUAUACACGUAUAUAUGAAAAUGUUAUAAGAGAUAAAAUUAUGAAUAAUAAUGAAAAAGAAAAAAAGUAAAGAUAAUUGUAAAUGUAAUGUACAUGCAUAAAUGCCCAUGAAUUAUUGUUAUAA